GGGCGGCUGUAGGGGCAUCUUUGGCUGUGGUUAUUGUUUCUCUGUUUGGUGUUUUGCAUUGGACUGAUGGUGCACCCGCAUCAAGGGCCAUAACGCAGACUGGAAGAAGCUUUCUGAGGCUAGCGUCUUCCGGAGCACACUUGGUGGAGGCUCAGGGGGUCCUAAAGAGGGUGUGCAAUACAGCAAUGAGGGCUUACAACACGAUGAUGAUUCUGGGAGUGUGAACAGUAAGUUAGCUGCAGACCUGGAGAACAAACUGGAGUCUGGACUAAAGCCGCAGCAGAGACGCGGGUCAGCGCCGAAGACAAUGACCCCCAGCGCUGUUCUCCUGACCACCAGCAGCCCUCAAGCUGACUCCAGCAGCCUGGCAGAAACCAUCGACAGUGAAAAGGAAGUCAAACCAAUCCUGACUAAAGAGCGCCGCAAUGAGGAGGGCUACAAAAGCGUUUGGUUUAAGCAAGAUAUCGACCCCAACACCAAAGAGGAAGUGGUCAUCAUUCCCGACACCGGUGAAGCGGAUGGAGACCGUGAGGAAGAUGAUGACAGCGAGGGUGAAAACAGGCCUGACGUGGAUUCUGAUGUUGAGGAAGGAGUGUCGUCAGAUUUGUAGACUGUUUCUCCAGUGCAACAACUGCAAAACACAAGGACUUGAGUUGAGCUCAAAUGUUAGACACUUUAGUACAGCAGAAACUUUAAAAGAUUCUUUACAAGUUAGUUGAUUUAUGUGUUCUAAAGUUUUUAAAAAUGUUUUCCUUUGUCAUAUUUCUUACUAGAGCUGGGUAUCGUUUAAAAAUUGUCCGAUACCGAUACCUUGACUUUGAUAUCGGUUCCUAAACAAUACUUAUUUUGAUACCAUUUUUAUGAAAUUUUAUUACAUUAUCUCAAAAAAACAUUGGUUUUAUUUUUCCGACGUUUAUACAGACAUUUAAAGACUCAUCAUCUGAGCCACUGCACAUAGAAACAAAAUAUAACCAACACAAUAAAUCAGUGCAAAUAGUUUUAAUAAAGUUCAAAUAAUUUUCAGUUUAGACAUCUGAUAGGAUGGUACUGAACGACAAGACGUUUUUUGAUACUCUAUGCAUGGAGGCAAUUCAGUCGGUGCCUAAAAAGUAUUACAAUACCCAGCCCUAUUGCUUUCUGUUAAUAGGUCUGUAAAUAUGGUAAACAAAAUAUAAUAUAAUUUUCACUUUCUAGCAUGAAAGGUCAACCUGAAAUCAAAAUUGACCCUGUUUGCUUUCUAAAUAUAUGUUCUGGUUUUUAUUGUGAACGAUUCAUCAAUGCACAUUAUUUUUAAGGGGGAAAAAGGUAAAUCUAAAAUGUUUCAAUAUUGCUUAGAAAUCUUAUCAGAUUAGAGAAGUUAAAUAGGUUAAGAACUGUAUUUCACGUUGACUGAGUGCUUUGUACAAAAACACUUCUAUUAAUAGUUAAUUCAAAUAUUUUUUUAUAAAAUCUAUUCUUUGUAGAUUGCAAUUUACUGGAAACAUGGAAAUAAACAAUAAUUACUAAAACUGCUG
Molecule: messenger RNA, 1514 nt
Organism: Cyprinus carpio (common carp)
Lineage: Eukaryota; Metazoa; Chordata; Actinopteri; Cypriniformes; Cyprinidae
Product: cadherin-related family member 5-like
Exons: 2
Coding region: 308-610 (100 amino acids)
Source: RefSeq, a predicted model, not a curated record